Messenger RNA from Musa acuminata AAA Group (dessert banana), 1909 nucleotides. Its product is annotated as serine/threonine-protein kinase rio2. Lineage: Eukaryota; Viridiplantae; Streptophyta; Magnoliopsida; Zingiberales; Musaceae. The transcript has 13 exons. Gene Ontology annotation, cellular component: cytosol; nucleus; preribosome, small subunit precursor. The record is from RefSeq and is a predicted model, not a curated record. Gene Ontology annotation, biological process: maturation of SSU-rRNA; protein phosphorylation. Bases 140 to 1525 code for a protein of 461 amino acids. Gene Ontology annotation, molecular function: protein serine/threonine kinase activity; ATP binding.
CCUAAUUGUUGCUGCCCAUCCCAUUAGACCCGGCAACUCUCGGCCUAAGCGAGAGAACCAAAACAGAGUCGCCACCUCUCGGCCGCUGCCUUCUUUGUCAGAACCGUCACGACCGCCACCAUCACCGCCGCCUGCUGCGAUGAAGCUCGACGUGGACGCUCUGCGGUACCUUUCCAAGGACGAUUUUAGGGUUCUAACGGCCGUCGAGAUGGGCAUGAGAAACCACGAAAUCGUACCAGCCGAGCUCGUCGAUCGUAUAGCCGGCCUCAAGCACGGGGGGACGUACAAGGUGUUGAAGAAUCUGUUGAAGCAUAAACUCGUGCACCACGAUUCAUCCAAGUAUGAUGGUUUCCGCCUCACAUAUCUUGGGUACGAUUUCCUCGCUAUCAAAGCACUUGUCAAUCGUGGUGUGGUCGCUGCCGUAGGCCGUCAAAUUGGCGUAGGGAAGGAGUCUGACAUUUUUGAGGUAGCCGCAGAAGAUGGGACAAUUAUGGUGAUGAAACUGCAUAGGCUGGGGAGAGUAUCAUUCAGGGCUGUGAAGUCUAAGCGUGACUAUUUGAAGCAUCGGAGCAGUUACAACUGGCUCUACUUGUCACGGCUUGCUGCUCUCAAGGAAUAUGCUUUCAUGAAGGCACUAGGAGAGCAUGGAUUUCCUGUGCCAGAUGCUGUUGACUGUAAUCGGCAUUGUGUAGUCAUGUCCCUUGUCCAAGGCUAUCCACUUGUCCAAGUGAAACAGUUGCAGAACCCAGACGAAGUAUUGGAAACAAUUGUUGGUCUUGUUGUUCGUCUAGCAGAACAUGGUCUUAUACAUUGCGAUUUUAAUGAAUUUAAUAUCAUGAUAGAUGAUAAUGAACAGGUCACCAUGAUUGAUUUCCCUCAGAUGGUGUCAGUAUCUCAUCGCAAUGCAAAGAUGUACUUCGAUCGUGAUGUUGAGUGCAUCUUCAAGUUCUUUAGUAAGAGGUUCAAUCUCUCAUACCAAGAGGCUGAAGACGAAUACGACGAGACAGAAGCUGAUGUUGAGGAAAUUGAAAGGCCAUCCUUUUCUUCAAUUGCUAAAACAACUGGUUUCUUGGACAAGGAACUUUCGGCCAGUGGUUUUACACGAAAAGAUCAAGAUGACAUAGAGAAGUUUAUCGAAGGAGGAACAGAGCAAAAGGAUACUACAAGUUCUGAUGAUGAAGAACUUGAAGACCAAGAGCAUACACAUAUAGAAGCAACAGAUGAUUCUGUAGCUGAAAAUAUAGAUUUCUUGGAUUUAGAAGAUCAGAAACAGGAGGAUGCUGCUGCUUCAUGUAAUGUUAGCAUACAGAAUGAGGACGAAAUAUUGCAAUCAGGAGAAAAGGAGAACAGCGAUGAGGCAGAUGAUGGUGAUGCUGAACUAACGAAGCGCCUCAAUAAGCAGAGAAGGCGAGCCAUAGCAGCUUCUCAAGGCACGCGCAAAGCCCUGUCAAGAAAUUUUUACAAGGACAAGGGUGGCAAGUCUGCCCACAAUUCAAAGAUCCAAAGGCAAUCAUGCAAUUGGUGACAGUAGUUGGUUCACUUGUUUCCAGAUCUGAGUGUUGGCAAAUGCAAUAAGAUCUGAUUGAUCUCACAGAUCCCUCAAGACUAAGAUUUAUUACAGAUCUCUACAACAGGAAUUUUGUAUGUUUAGCAAGGCUUUUAUAGUUGUACAGUAAAAGAUGCUGUAUUCAAUCUCUUUCUUUUUUUUUUUUUCCUGUUCUCAAGAUGACUACUAAAAGAUCAAAGAGUUUGAUCAGCAAUUUUUUGUUUGAUCAAGACAUCAGACUGGAUGAUGUCUACUAAAAGAUCAAAGAGUUUGCUGUACUUGAGAAAGGUGGAUUUUGAGAUGGUUCUUUUCUGAUGUAAUUUACUAGUCCUAUGCAAUUUAUUUUUCCCAAAAUUUUGAUGA